Molecule: messenger RNA, 426 nt
Organism: Paraglomus brasilianum
Lineage: Eukaryota; Fungi; Glomeromycota; Glomeromycetes; Paraglomerales; Paraglomeraceae
Source: the annotation of a GenBank genome assembly
AUGCAAUCCGAAAAUGAUUUAUUGAAACAGGAGAACACCAGACUUAUGGCUAGAAUCAAUGAAUUGGAACAGAUCGUGAAAGAAAAAGAUGAGCUUGAGAAUAUCGAAAAGCAAAAUCGACCAGUUACUAAUGAUUUAAAAUCUUUGGAAUAUUCCACUCCAUUACCUAACAAAAGUUGCUCAAAUGGUGAAAAUGUGCAGAUUAAAGAUUCUUCAACUCACCACAAAGUGGAGCAAUCCAUGACUAGCACUGACUUAGUAACUUCAGAACAGGUAGUUAACACAAUUUCCAAUACUUCUAACCUUAAUGAAACUUGCUCCGGAAAAUCUAAAUCAUUAGAAGAUAAAGAAAUUGGUGUCUUUUUAGAUUCAGAAAAUAAGAAAAGAGAUAAGGCAGAGGAAUAUGGGGAAAAAGCUAUUACAUAG